This is a messenger RNA of Electrophorus electricus (electric eel), 4652 nucleotides long. It is a transcript of the gene fndc3bb, whose product is annotated as fibronectin type III domain containing 3Bb. Lineage: Eukaryota; Metazoa; Chordata; Actinopteri; Gymnotiformes; Gymnotidae. The record is from RefSeq and is a predicted model, not a curated record. Gene Ontology annotation, molecular function: protein binding.
UCCUCUGGUCCACUGUGGACGUAGCAACUCGGGAAUGACAUUUUUUUCAAUUUCAGACAAGGAGAACUAUCGCGCGGAUUAGCAAAAUUCGCUGAAUCCAAACGGCUGUGCGGGGGGGGAAGGCUCCAUGAAUGUACGUCACCAUGAUGAUGACGGACCACAUGCUGGAGCCCCUGCUGCAGCUGAAUGUCGAGGUUCCCAUGAUGCACCACGCACCCAUGAUGAACGGGGACGCCACGCAACAGGUGAUCUUGGUCCAGGUGAAUCCCGGGGAGACGUUCACCAUUCGCAGAGAGGACGGGACGCUGCAGUGCAUCCAAGGGCCCGCAGAAGUUCCCAUGAUGUCACCAAACGGUUCCAUCCCACCCAUUCACGUUCCCCCAGGCUAUAUCUCCCAGGUUCUGGAGGACAACACGGGUGUGUGGCGGGUUGUGGUCACCCCUCACUCUGAAUGUUACCCCCCCAGCUACUCACCCGCGCUCUCACCCACGCACCACCUGCCCCCACCCUACAUGACGCACCCCCACUUCAUCCCCACCUCACCCGCCGCCUACUACCCGCCUGCCAGCCAUGGAGACGUAGGCCCUCACCAGUACUACCAGCACCGCCUGGCCCCCAUCUACCCCGAGGAGAUCCUGUACAACAUGACGUUUCUGGGGAGAGAGGAGCACUGCAAGCCGCCGCCCAAGAAGCUGAAAGAGCGGAUUGGCGAGCGGCAGGGCCUGUCCCGGGUUACCACGCCGCCCUCUUCCACCUACAAGAGCGGCCCGCAGUGUAGCGCCACCCCCAACGGCUACGGCAAGGGCCAUGCCAGUGCCGUGGCGACGAGCCCAGGGGGCGGGGCCAGCGGAGGGAGCCCCGGGACCAAGAGGGCAGAACGCAAGGCCAGAGGAAGCCCCAAACACACUGAUGGUGAGCAGCAAGAAUCCGACCUAGACUCAAGGAGAGAACAGGAUGUGCUGUCAGGAAUAGACAAGCCACAGGUGUCAAAAAUCCAGGCUCGCUCGGCACUGGUGUCCUGGGCACGAGCCCCGCGGGCAGGGGCGUCUGGGCGGGGCCAGGCUGACGGAGCUCCGCCCACAUGUAGCUACGAGCUGCUCCUCGCCGACAAGGGCAGCGAUGGGAAGUACAGGGUUGUGUACAGUGGGGAGGAGCUGCAGUAUACUCUCACUGACCUGAGGCCAGCUACGGACUAUCACGUCAGAGUAAGUGCAGCGUGCAACUCCGUGAAGGGUCCCGAUUCAGAGGCGAGGACCUUCACUACCCACAGUGCCCCCCCAGACAUUCCCCUGCCCCCGCGACUCUCCCACCGCACCAAGAGCUCCCUCACUCUGCAGUGGAAGCCCCCUGUUGAUAAUGGCUCAAAAAUCACCAGCUAUAUUCUGGAGUGGGAUGAGGGGAAGAAGAAUGGCGUCUUCAGAGAGUGUUAUUUUGGCCACCAGAGGCAUUUCAAAGUCAUGCGCCUGUGCCCUGCUGUGGGGUACACGUUUCGAGUGGCGGCACUCAACGACAUCGGGCCCAGCCGCUUCAGCACCGAGAUGGUUUUCCACACCACGGGCAGUCUCCCCCAGAUGUCUGUGGCUCCACGUCUGCUUCGGGCGGGACCAUCCUGGCUGGUGCUGGAGUGGACACGUCCCAGCAGCUGCAGCCCGGAGGAGGAGCCCGUGUACAUGCUGGAGAUGCAGGACGAGAGCAAGGGGGCGGAGUUUCACACUGUGUACAGCGGGACAGAGCUGAGCAGUAAGGUGGAGGACCUGAGCAGGAGCACCCAGUACAAGUUCAGGCUCUCUGCCUGUAGCGCAGGGUGGCGCAGUGCCCCCAGUUCCGUACUUGUGUGCCGGACAGGUGCAGACAGACCCGGACCCCCGACGGCCCCUGCGAUCAGUGACGUCACACCGCACAGCUUCCGCGUGACGUGGGAUCCCCCACAGGAUGAUGGAGGGUGUGGCGACUCGACGUACCUCCUGGAAAAGUCUGAAGGGACUUCUGAAGCCAUUGGCCAAUGGGAGGUGGCGUACCGUGGGCCAUUGCGGGAGCAUGUGUGUGAUGGGCUGAGAGCAGCGACUCUGUACUCUGUUCGGGUCAGUGCCAUCGGCACUGGAGGCCACAGCCAGUCCACAGAAAGUGUGCUGGCCUGCACCCUCAGCCUGCCCCCUGGUCCUUGUCACCCCCCAACCAUCCAGGUUCCUGCCAAACAUCGGGAGGUGAACUUACAGUGGGAAGCAUGUGAUGGUGAGAACGAAAGUCUUCUCUAUAGUGUGGAGAUGAGGGGACCAGAGCAGGAAGAAGACGACGUGACACAGGUGUACCACGGGACACAGACCGAGUGCACAGUGGCUAGCCUGCUGCCUGGCGCCACCUACAGGUUCCGAGUGUGUGCAGCCAAUGAUGCCGGGAAUGGACCGUACAGCGACUUCCUGGAAGUGACGACCGCAGCCGGACCUCCAGGCCAGUGUGCGGCGCCGGUUGUCAGCCUGACCUCACACACCUGUGCGGUGGUCAGCUGGGAGGCGGACCGGAGCUCGGGGGCAGACAUCUCUGGCUACCGGCUAAGCUGGGGUCAGGACCAGGACUCCCUGGAGCUGGUUUACAGUGGGACGGACACCUCCUACGAAGUCAGCGACCUGGAAGCAGCAGUGAGCUUCUGCUGUAGACUGCAGGCCGUCAACCAGGUGGGGGCAAGCCCCUACAGCGAGCCAGUGUGGUGCCGCACGCCGGCGGCCCCGCCCGACGCCGUAGCCGGGCUGCGGGUGCGCGAGGCCGCCCCCUCGCCCGACAGAUCGGAGCCCUUCUCGCCCUCCACGUGCCUGGCGCUGGCCUGGGAUGAGCCGAGGUGCAACGGCCAGGAGAUCAGCCACUACACAAUCGCUGUGGGCGACGAUCACGUCGCCAGCAGCACCACCUGCCAUGUGAUCAGGGAGCUGCAGCCCGACACCGAGUACAGUGUGCAGGUGAGGGCAGAGAAUGCAGCGGGUGCCGGUCCAUUCGGACCGUGCCUGCGGGUGAGAACCAGGCCGUUGCCACCGCCGGCCCCCAGGCUGGAGUGUGCCGCUGUGGGGCCACAGAGCCUCCGGCUGCGAUGGGGGGAGAGCGGCAAGGGGCCGCUCACAAACCAGGUCACCUACAUUCUGCAGAUGGAGGACAGGAACCAGAGGUUUGUGCCAAUCUACCGAGGACCAAGUCGCACAUACCGGGUGCAGCGGCUGAGCGAGUCCAGCCGCUACACGUUCCGGAUCCAGGCAGUGAGUGAGGCCGGCGAGGGCCUUUUCUCCGAGACCUGCUCCUUCUCCACUACCAAGUCGGUGCCCCCAACGCUCAAAGCUCCGCGAGUGGCUCAGUUAGAGGGCAAUACGUGUGAGGUCACCUGGGAGAACGUCCCACCUAUGAGGGGAGACCGGAUCAGUUAUGUGCUCCAGGUCCUGGGCGGGAGGGAGUCGGAGUACAGACAGGUCUACAAGGGAGAGGACACCACCUUCCAGCUCUCCGGCCUGCAGUGGAAUUCGGACUACCGCAUCCGCGUCCUCGCGUGCAGGCGCUGCUUGGAUACCUCUCAGGAGCUGUGUGGCUCCUUCAGCCCCUCCACUUACUUCUCCCCACGCCGCUCCCCCUCUGCCUCGGCUGGCGGGGCGGCCGUGGCCGGCGCCGCUUCAACCCGGGGCCUCACGGACGAGCAGUUUGCCAGCCUCAUCGUCCUCGGCGUGGCAUCCUUCUCCAUCUUCAUCGCCUACCUGCUCCAGCUUCUCAUUUGAAGUCUCAGGGCAGAAAUGGCACGGCACAGCCAAACCUGAGGGACGUCAGACCAACACAGUCUGGGCUGUCUGGUAGGAGGGACUUCAGACCAACACAGUCUACAUUGGCUGGUAGGAGGGACUUCAGACCAACACAGUCUACAUUGGCUGGUAGGAGGGACUUCAGACCAACACAGUCUACAUUGGCUGGUAGGAGGGACUUCAGACCAACACAGUCUACAUUGGCUGGUAGGAGGCAUCAGACCAACACAGUCUACAUUGGCUGGUAGGAGGCAUCAGACCAACACAGUCUACAUUGGCUGGUAGGAGGCAUCAGACCAACACAGUCUACAUUGGCUGGUAGGAGGCAUCAGACAGCCACUCCCACUCCCCCCACCUCGUCAAUUCUUUUGUUUUACUUGUUUGUCUUUUUUAGUGUAUUUUAAACUUGGUGUCUUUGUUGCACAAAUUUUUAAACUACAUCUUAUGAAACUGAAAAGUGGUAAAUAAAAAGUAUUUUUUAUAUGUUUUCCAAGGUUUAUAGGUCCUUUUUUUUUCUACAGCUAAAUUUUGAGAGGCCCCACAAACAUUCAAGCGUUAAAAUAUUUCUGUAUUUUUACAAAGUGUUUAUUAAUGCUAUAGCUUUAACAUAUCAGCUAAGAUGAGGUGUGUAAUUUCAUAUUUUCUGUUAAAGCUACUUUUGCUGGUUGGUGUAACAGUAAGCUUGAGGUUCUCAACACUAACGCAGUAGUACUAAUACUACACUAGUGAUACCUAGAGCAUAUUCUAGAGUUGUUGAUAUUCAAUGUGAAGAAGAGAAAAUGGAAGUCAAGAAAAUAAAGGUACAAGAGAGCUCCAUCUCAUUCAGUUUCAGGCCAUUAUAUUUAUUGUGCCCGUAAAUUAAUUUUUUAAUGACUAAUCAGU